UGACGGGGGUUUGCGUUGCCCGAUCGCACAAGUGGGCAGCGGCAGGGCCCAGUCGCUGAUCUGGUCACCUUGGCAGGCUGUGACUGAGGCGUCACGUCAUUCGGCCCUCUCGAGACGAUCCUUUACGCUUCCGCGUGCCAGUCAUCAUGAUCCGAGUCCCGUGCGGGCGAACGACCAGCCCCCGACGGAUUCGCAAGCUCCCCACCCGAUCUCAUGGGUCCGAAUGCCCGGGGUUCGACAAAAUAAGCGUAGAAGGUCUCGAAAUAGAGGAACCAGCUAUACCCACGGCUUGCUGGCCAAUGGCUGGCUACCUGUUCGUGUUUUGAAGCUCAAUAGGCAUCACAGGAUUGCCAUCAGCUGAUUCUGUGGUUGUGGCAAGGGGGGCCAGAGGCAGGCGGUCGGUUGCGCUCUACCGGCUGACUAACUAGAGGCUGACUACCUGGACAGCCUUGCAAGGCCACACUGCCCUCCCGGUUUGGCAAAAAAGCCUGCUGCGCAGCGAGGACGUGAUGGUACCGAAUGAUCGAGCCAUGGGCGACGUGUGCGGCCAAAGGUUGUGCUGGUGUUGUAUGGUUGGGAUGCUGAAUGCCUCGAAGCCAGUUUCGCACCGA
Messenger RNA from Microdochium trichocladiopsis, 611 nucleotides. RefSeq lists its product as uncharacterized. The record is from RefSeq and is a predicted model, not a curated record. The coding region runs from base 147 to 326 and encodes 59 amino acids. The transcript is spliced from 2 exons. Lineage: Eukaryota; Fungi; Ascomycota; Sordariomycetes; Xylariales; Microdochiaceae.